Messenger RNA from Carlito syrichta (Philippine tarsier), 3435 nucleotides. RefSeq names its product helicase, POLQ like (gene HELQ). Gene Ontology annotation, molecular function: nucleic acid binding; ATP binding. The record is from RefSeq and is a predicted model, not a curated record. Lineage: Eukaryota; Metazoa; Chordata; Mammalia; Primates; Tarsiidae. Bases 21 to 3338 code for a protein of 1105 amino acids. The transcript has 19 exons.
CUCCCCUUGGGCCGCUGGGGAUGGCGUCCGAGCGACCGGAGGCCCCCGCCAUGGAGGAAGGCGGGUCCCGCAUCCGCCGGCGGGUGUCUGUGCGCAAGAGGAGCCGGCCGAGCCUGGGAUGCGCUUGUGUCGCGCCCCCCGCGGCCGAGCCGGGCGAAGAGGAGGAGAAGGACGUGGUGGCCGAGAGCCGUCGGCGGAAGACCGCAGGCGUGCAGCCGGCCGAGGUAACGCCCGGGGACGCGUCCCCGCGGGAGGCUUGCCCCCUGAACCUCCCGGGGUGGUGGUGCACACCCAGACCUCCUGCGCAACCCGCGGACAGGGGGAGACCAGACCACCCCAAUGACAGUGAAGAUAUGUUUGGUGACUAUGAUAGCUUUACUGAAAACUCCUUUUUAGCUCAAAUUGACGACCUGGAACAAAAAUGUAUGCAACUUCCUGAACAUGGGAAACACGCUACUGAAAUUGCCAAUGAAGAUAUUAAUUCAGAAAGCAUCAAAAACAAGCUCAGCAUUACUACUGUAGGCAACUUCACUGAGUUACAAACUGAUAAGCAUGCAAAAAACCAGAGUGCACAGGAAGAUGUUGCCAUUGAACCUGAAGCUGAUGUUUUGUAUGAUGUACCUUCUUCCCAGGUUUUAUAUUUUGAAAAUUUGCAGAACUCUUCAAAUGAUGUGGGUGAUAAAUGUGCUAAAGGAAAAGACCAAAAGUCAUUGUCACACAACGUUGUGAAUGAGGAAGUAUCCCAUAAUUGCAUAGAACAACCCCAGCAAAAUGAUGAACCCUCUUCUAAAAUCAGAACUAGUUCAGAUGUGAAUAGGAGAAAAAGUGUUAAAGAUUAUCUGAAAAGUGCAAUGACUGGAAAUGCCAAGGCCCAAACACCAGUAAUUUCUAGAAGUAAACAGCUCAAAGAGACUCUCCUAUCUGAAGAAAUUAAUGUUGCUAAGAAAACAAUUGAGUCAUCAUCAGAUGACAUUGGUCCUUUUUAUUCAUUACCCAGCAGAGUGAGAGACCUUUAUGCUCAGUUCAAAGGAAUUGAAAAAUUAUAUGAAUGGCAACAUGCUUGUUUAACAUUGAGUUCUGUGCAAGAAAGAAAAAAUUUAAUAUAUUCCUUGCCAACAAGUGGUGGGAAAACCCUUGUGGCUGAAAUUUUAAUGCUGCAAGAACUACUUUGCCGACAGAAAGAUGUCUUAAUGAUCCUUCCAUAUGUGGCAAUUGUCCAAGAAAAGAUUUCAGGUUUGUCAAGUUUUGGUAUAGAACUUGGUUUCUUCGUUGAAGAAUAUGCUGGGAGCAAAGGAAGAUUUCCUCCAACUAAACGAAGGGAAAAGAAAUCGUUAUAUAUCGCCACUAUUGAGAAAGGACACAGCUUGGUAAACUCCUUGAUUGAAACGGGAAGAAUUGGCAGUCUGGGCCUGGUUGUUAUAGAUGAGUUGCACAUGAUUGGUGAAGGAAGCCGUGGGGCUACCCUGGAAAUGACCCUAGCAAAAAUUCUCUAUACCAGCAAAACAACUCAGGUUAUUGGUAUGAGUGCAACAUUGAACAAUGUUGAAGACCUGAAAGAGUUCCUUCAAGCAGAAUAUUACACCAAUCCAUUUAGACCAGUUGAAUUAAAAGAAUAUCUGAAAAUAAAUGACUCGAUAUAUGAGGUUGACAGCAAAGCUGAGAGUGGCAUGACUUUUUCACGUCUCCUUAAUUAUAAGUAUUCUGAUGCCCUGAAGAAGAUGGAUCCUGAUCACUUGGUAGCACUGGUGACAGAAGUUAUUCCAAAUUAUUCCUGCUUAAUUUUUUGUCCCACUAAGAAGAACUGUGAAAAUGUAGCACAAAUGAUAUGCAAAUUUUUAAGCAAGGAAUAUCUGAAACACAAGGAGAAAGAAAAACACGAGUUGAUUAAGAACUUGAAGAACACAGGCGGUGGCAGCCUGUGCCCUGUCCUGCAGCACACUAUCCCGUUCGGGGUGGCCUACCACCACAGUGGCCUAACAGGUGAUGAGAGGAAACUGCUGGAGGAGGCAUACACCGCCGGUGUGCUCUGCCUGUUCACCUGCACAUCCACACUGGCAGCCGGCGUUAACCUGCCAGCCCGCAGGGUUAUCUUAAGGUCUCCCUAUGUUGCUACAGAAUUCCUAAAGAGACACCAAUAUAAACAGAUGGUUGGCCGAGCUGGUCGUGCUGGAAUAGACACUGCUGGGGAGAGUGUCCUUAUAUUGCAAGAGAAGGACAAACAGCAGGUAUUGGAGCUAAUAACCAGACCACUGGAAAACUGUUACAGUCAACUUGUUCAGGAAUUCACCAAGGGAAUCCAAGCUCUGUUUCUCUCUUUGGUUGGUUUGAAGAUUGCAACAAGCCUUGGUGACAUCUAUCACUUUAUGAAUGAUACACUUUUUGGUGUUCAGCAAAAGAAUUUAUUGAAAGAAAAAAGUCUUUGGGAGGUGACUGUUGAAUCGUUGAGCUACUUGACUGAGAAAGGGCUCCUACAGAAAGAUGCUGUUUGUAAGUCUGAAGAGGAGGUCCAGUAUAACUUUCACAUUACAAAGUUGGGACGAGCUUCUUUUAAGGGAACUAUAGAUUUAGCUUAUUGUGACAUCCUCUACAGAGACUUGAAGAAAGGCCUUGAAAGCCUCGUGCUGGAAAGCCUCUUUCACCUCGUCUACCUGACGACUCCCUACGAGCUGGCUUCACAGUGUAAGCCCGACUGGAUGAUAUACUUCAGGCAGCUUGGUCAGCUCAGUCCAGCAGAACAAAAUGUAGCUUCUCUUCUGGGAGUCUCUGAAAGCUUUAUUGGGAAGAAAGCAUCAGGUCAAGCCAUCAAAAAGAAAGUGGACAAGGACAUUGUAAGCAGAUUAUACCUGUCUUUUGUUCUGUAUACCUUGCUCAAAGAAACCAACAUUUGGAGUGUGUCUGAAAAAUUUAACAUGCCUCGAGGAUACAUACAAAAUCUUCUCACUGGAGCUGCCUCAUUCUCAUCUUGUGUGUUACAUUUCUGUGAGGAGCUCGAGGAGUUCUGGGUUUACAAAGCCCUUUUGGUAGAACUUACCAAGAAACUGACGUACUGUGUGAAGGCCGAGCUGAUUCCUCUCAUGGAGGUCACUGGAGUCUUGGAGGGCCGAGCAAAACAGUUACACAGUGCAGGUUACAAAAGCCUAACACACUUGGCCAAUGCAAACCCUGAAGUGCUCAUAAGGACAGUUGAUCAUCUGUCAAGACGUCAGGCCAAGCAAAUUGUUUCAUCGGCAAAGAUGCUGCUGCAGGAGAAGGCCGAGGCCCUGCAGGAGGAAGCGGAAGAGCUGCUGAGACCGCCAUCUGACCUCCCCGGGGCCGUGGCUCCCAACAGAAAGCUGUGACGGCAUCCCACGGGCAUUUUCAAAGAUUAAUUAUUAUUUUUAACUUUUUUUUUGGAGUCGGCUCACUUUGUCACCUGGGCUGGAAUGCAGUGGCACG